Molecule: messenger RNA, 1633 nt
Organism: Corvus hawaiiensis (hawaiian crow)
Lineage: Eukaryota; Metazoa; Chordata; Aves; Passeriformes; Corvidae
Gene: C7H2orf66
Product: chromosome 7 C2orf66 homolog
Exons: 4
Coding region: 1064-1369 (101 amino acids)
Source: RefSeq, a predicted model, not a curated record
UGGAAGUUGAGUGUUACAAAACAUAAUUGAUGGUGCUUGAUGGAUUUUAUUUUUUGUGUGUAUGAUUUUUUUUAAGUCCAGAUCUGCAGAAUAAUAAGCUGGAUAAAUUGUCCUGAAUUUUUUUAUACUACUGUAGUCACGCAGAUAACACUGCUAGGACUUUGUUUACUGUGUUGCUAAAGAUGUUUGGAUGUCCAAAACUUCACCCUCCUGGAAGGGGGGUGGUAGGUUUUUAUUUUGCUUUCAAAAUUUAAACCAAAGAAAAAUGUAAAGUUUCUAGUCAGAAAUAAACAUCUGUACUCUGCAGUAAGGUAAUGGCCAAAUAUUUUUAAUUUUAACAUGUCUAUUUCGGGAUAUAUUUUAUGUGAUACUAAGUCAUGUAUCAUCUAUAUAGUGGAGAGAAGAGUGCAGUGAAAUUAUAAACAAAAAAUAUGAGCAGCUCUGAUAUGAAGAAUGCUAUGCACUAAGGCCAAGAUCAAUUAGCAGAGUCCUGCUUGCAGCCUUUGCCUUAGUUUCCAGUGUGACAGGAGGAUAUUAAUUGCUGAUAAAAUCAGGGUAGGAAAGCAAUGCUUCCAUUAAAAUGUUAUGAUUUUGGAUAUUGAAACAGACAUUACUUUUCUCUCUCUUUUUCCAGCAUCAAGAAAGUGAUCCAUAUCUCAUUUUCUUUAAAACCAUUAGUCACCAUUCUAGAGAUAUGGCUAAUUACUUUUAAUUAAAAAUAAUAUUUUGAUAGAGCUGUGCUAUUUCUCCUGGGAAUGGUUUUAAACUUACUAUAUGCCUACCACCACUUGUCUGCAAUACGAAUGAGGAGGAAUUUGUAGUGCACUGCUCGAUAGCAACAGGUCUGAAGAGUAUCAGGGAUGAAAUUCUCAAGGGUCUUUAUGUCAUGGAUGGAAAUGGAAUCAUUACUGUAUUUUUGAACUCCUGCUAACGUCAUUGACACCCACCCACAGUCUACUAGAAAUAUAAGUGCAGAGAUCAGGUUGUUCACAGAUUACGAGGAGACCAAGCAAGAAGGGGGCAAGCCAAAGCCAAAUUCCCUGACAGUCUGUUCAUCUCCAGCAUGUGGAAAGUGCUGCUCCUGGGUCUAUAUACAGUAUUGGCUGUGAGAGGGUUGGCAAAGAGUGCUCCUUUCCAACCAGAAGAAAAAUGGAAGCCUCUUGAUAACCCCAGAAACAGAGACCUGUUUUUCAGAACUCUCCAGGCUUACUUCUUGGGCAGGGGUCUUGAUCUCAGAAAGUUCCCAGCUACUUUCACUGUGAACAAUGAAGGACCAAGGCCUGUCAUGUUCUAUUCAGAUCCUAUUGCUUCUGCAUUUGCAGAUUAUGAAGAAAGGAAAAAAUCUUUUCAGAAUGAUUUCAAAGGCUGAAAGAUUCUGCUGACAAAGGCAUUAACUUCAGAACUCCAGGCCAAGUGUAAACCUUCACAGCAAAAUCUUACUGCUUUGACUUUCUAACUGUUACCUGACACUUCAAAAUUUUCUUUAUUGUCACCGUUUCUACCAAUGGAACCUGGUGUCCUGGUGUAAUGAGCACAGAUUCUGUCUAUUGACAAAUGUGUGUGCUUUGGCUACUAGAGUUUGUGAGCAGAAUUGUGCUUAAGUGUGAAUAAAUGAAGAGUGCAACAGCGUGCA